This is a messenger RNA of Blepharisma stoltei, 234 nucleotides long. The record is from the annotation of a GenBank genome assembly. Lineage: Eukaryota; Ciliophora; Heterotrichea; Heterotrichida; Blepharismidae.
AUGGGAGGCAUUGGAGGAGCUAUGAGCUUUGCUGAAGAUAAAUCAAAUAUAAUGAGAGAAAAAUGAAAAAUAAAAGAAAAUCUUAAAAAAAUCAAAGAAGAAAGUGCCAAGAUUGGAACACUAUUGGAGUAUAAAACAUUAUCAAAAAUUGCUAAUAAAGAUAGCAUUUUUGCUGAUAUAGAUGUCUCGAAUCCAACAGGUCAAAGAACAAUGUUUGAUAGUGAUUUAUUUUAG